CCCAAAGUCUGUCUGUGCGAGUCGGCCGGAGACAGAAGGUAGUAAAAACACAAAGGCCCAAAGCUAAGUAACUACAGGUUUGGGCUAUACAACAUCCUUCAAAAAUGGCAGAGCGUUUGGGAGAAGUGAUGUUUGCAGCCAGGCGAAGAGGAGAGGAAACAACAAGAGAAGCAAUGUUCACAUAUACCAACAGCAAUAACACCAAAGAUCCCUUUGAGGGACCCAACUACCACAUUGCCCCUCGAUGGGUGUACAACCUCUCAACAUGCUGGAUGAUAUUUGUAGUCAUUGCUUCGGUCUUCACCAAUGGCCUGGUGCUGGUGGCCACGGCCAAAUUCAAGAAGCUCCGUCACCCUCUCAAUUGGAUUUUGGUCAACCUCGCUAUAGCUGAUCUAGGAGAGACUGUGUUGGCCAGCACCAUCAGCGUGAUCAACCAGAUUUUCGGCUACUUUAUCCUCGGACAUCCCAUGUGUGUCUUUGAGGGCUACACUGUGUCUGUAUGUGGUAUCUCUGCUCUGUGGUCUUUGACUAUCAUCUCUUGGGAGAGAUGGGUGGUGGUCUGCAAACCAUUUGGUAAUGUCAAGUUUGAUGGUAAAUGGGCAGCUGGUGGCAUCAUCUUCUGCUGGGUUUGGGCUGCUGUCUGGUGUGCACCUCCCAUCUUUGGCUGGAGCAGAUAUUGGCCUCACGGUCUGAAAACCUCCUGCGGCCCUGAUGUCUUCAGUGGAAGCGAGGACCCCGGUGUCCAGUCCUACAUGGUUGUCCUAAUGAUCACCUGUUGUAUCAUACCUCUGGCCAUCAUCAUUCUCUGCUACAUUGCCGUGUACUUGGCCAUUCAUGCUGUCGCCCAGCAACAGAAGGAUUCUGAGUCCACACAGAAAGCUGAGAAGGAAGUGUCCAGAAUGGUGGUUGUCAUGAUCGUGGCCUACUGUGUUUGCUGGGGUCCUUAUACGUUCUUCGCCUGCUUUGCAGCUGCAAACCCAGGCUAUGCCUUCCAUCCACUGGCAGCAGCCAUGCCUGCCUACUUUGCCAAGAGCGCCACCAUAUACAACCCCGUCAUUUAUGUCUUCAUGAACCGACAAUUCCGCGUAUGCAUCAUGCAGCUCUUUGGAAAGAAGGUGGAUGAUGGGUCUGAGGUGUCUACAUCCAAGACAGAAGUGUCCUCUGUGGCUCCUGCAUAAAUAGAGCGAUGGUCUUGAGUCAGACAUGGGAAAAACGAUGAAAAUUGGACUUUUUAUAUUCCUUGUUUUACCCUCAACGUAUCUUGACAACUUUGCUUCCAGAUAUUUCCCUCGGAGUGAUGGGGAAUACCUUGUUGCAUGGCACUGUGUGUUAACACAUUACUUGCUCAACGGCCCCGUGACUUAAUAUCUACCGGAAUGAUGUUACAGUUUUUUAUGGUAUUCAGUUGUCACACAAUCAUUUGUCCAUGGCACUACAUCCACUGACUAUUCACAAGGUUGUAUGCCUAUAUAUAGCACUGCUUUGUGGGAAUGUGUCACUCAGCGUGGAUUAACUUACAGCAAAAAGUAAUCGCCUCAUUGUAAUGUACAAUUUCUGCUGAAUUGCUGUUCAGUGGCAAUGUAAUAAUAUCUCUGUAAUCUUAAUUUUGUAGCCAUCUUGCAAGAAAACAAAAAUGACAAAAAAAAGUUUGAUAGAUAGAGGCCUGCCAUGUACAGCAUGUCAUAUGGUUCUAUUUUUUUCUUUGAUGAAAAUUAAAAAAAAAAAAGCAGCAAAAUAAA
Pimephales promelas (fathead minnow) is the source of this 1739-nucleotide messenger RNA. Its product is annotated as red-sensitive opsin-1. Gene Ontology annotation, biological process: phototransduction; G protein-coupled receptor signaling pathway; visual perception. The record is from RefSeq and is a predicted model, not a curated record. Gene Ontology annotation, molecular function: G protein-coupled receptor activity. Lineage: Eukaryota; Metazoa; Chordata; Actinopteri; Cypriniformes; Leuciscidae. Gene Ontology annotation, cellular component: membrane.